This is a messenger RNA of Phytomonas sp. Hart1, 553 nucleotides long. The record is from the annotation of a GenBank genome assembly. Lineage: Eukaryota; Euglenozoa; Kinetoplastea; Trypanosomatida; Trypanosomatidae.
GACAGUUAGCUUCACGUUUAUAAAAUUCUGCAGAUAUUAAAAGGAUGAUCAAAUACCUUUUCCUGAUGAAUCGCCAGGGCAGACUCAGGCUGGCGAAGUGGUAUAUCACGGCUUCUAGAAAAGAGAGGGCUACCAUACUCCGUGACGUCACACAAGCAACGUUAGGGCGGUCACUUCGGAUGUCAAACGUCAUCGAGAUACAUGGCAAAAAAUUCAUUUGUCGUCGAUAUGCCUCGCUAUACUUUAUCGCUGGUGUGGAUCAUGGUGAUAAUGAAUUAAUCACACUCGAGAUCAUACACCACUUUGUCGAAGUACUUGAUAGAUACUUUGAGAACGUUUGUGAGUUGGACUUGAUUUACAACUUCCAUCGUUCCUUCUUUUUGCUCGACGAGGUCAUCCUAGCGGGAGAGCUACAAGAAAGCAGUAAGCGAAGUAUCCUCAAGUAUAUCCAUACACAUGAUACAGUUGCAGACGAGAGCGAGGGGGGUCACAUAAGUACCUCCGUCAGCACCCAAAUCGCGCAUAUAUUUAGAAAUCUUUAGUUGGCAAUUUA